AUGGCACAGAUGGAGCUGCUGUGGGCAGCUGCUGUGCUGAUGCUGCUUGGGGCUGCCAUCAGCCUCUGUGUCAAGUGCCAGCUCUCUGCCACCAAGCGAGAGAAGCAGCUGAGCAAGCAGAGGAGCCAGCUCCAAAACCAGCGGAGAUUCGAGGUGGUUCGAAACCACUCCAAGGACCACCUGAAAGGGGAUGCUGUCUACGUGGAGCCCAUAUCUCUGGAUUACUACAACUGUGCCAGGUUCUUCACCCCACCCUACGAGAAAGAGGAGGAUUCCCAUUCCUAUCAGAAUGUCAUCAUUGGGGUGUCUUGUGGCUCUGGUUCAGUCACAGAUGAUGCUGAGGACUACGAGAACAGCACAGCCAUAUACAAAUGGAAAGUGCAGCAAGCAGAAGCUCUGCAGGCAGAAAGCUCGGAUGAGGAGCCAGACUAUGUCAACACAGCCCCUGUGUCAGGCCCUGCCCCUCUGUCAAAGCAAAGGUAA
Indicator indicator is the source of this 483-nucleotide messenger RNA. Its product is annotated as linker for activation of T-cells family member 2-like. Gene Ontology annotation, biological process: B cell receptor signaling pathway; calcium-mediated signaling; B cell activation. Bases 1 to 483 code for a protein of 160 amino acids. The record is from RefSeq and is a predicted model, not a curated record. Lineage: Eukaryota; Metazoa; Chordata; Aves; Piciformes; Indicatoridae. The transcript is spliced from 8 exons. Gene Ontology annotation, cellular component: plasma membrane.